This is a messenger RNA of Paraphaeosphaeria sporulosa, 1524 nucleotides long. RefSeq lists its product as uncharacterized. The record is from RefSeq and is a predicted model, not a curated record. Bases 291 to 1349 code for a protein of 352 amino acids. The transcript has a single exon. NCBI's taxonomy places the organism in Eukaryota, Fungi, Ascomycota, Dothideomycetes, Pleosporales, Didymosphaeriaceae.
CCCUGUCUGCGUGACAGCAUUCUUGCUACGGCUCCAGCAUUUCCGUACCUUGCACUUCACAUAGCACUCACACAGCGCUCUCUCACUCAGCACAGCCAGCCCGCUGAGCUUUCGCGACAUUCGCCACCAAAAUCGGGAAUCUCGGAAUUCACACUCACCUAUCAAAAGAAGCUGUUUCCUCGCAACCAUUCUGACUUUGUUCAACGCUGCCCUUCGAAAUAGUCUGGAUGCGUGGAGCGUCAUUGGAGGAGAUUUGAUAAGAGUCAGACAGUCUUCACCUCCUGACCGAAAUGGCGCUGCCUAAAUCUGGCUUGCUUAGCCUCCCGGCCGAAAUUCGAAAUACUAUAUACGACCAAACCUUCAAUGGAGAUAUGUCCAACGCCGAUAUGCUCGCACUCAUGAACACAUCGAAGCAGCUGCACCUCGAAGCAGGGUCCCGCUUCUACGCCAACAACCCUUUCAUAGUCAGGGUCCCGGCUCCGUCGGUCCCGGGCGCGACAGUCUUACCGCCUGUCAAUGACCGCUACCUUCCGUUCCUCAAAGACCUUGGGGUUGAGAUCAGUGCAGGCUGUGCGACUCGCCCUCGAGUGCAAGAGAUAGCCGCUGCGAUAACGCGGCUCACAACAAUCGGUGCGGAAUUCGAUAGAGUAUCGUUUUUGAUCCAAUUUCCGCCUGAGCUAUCGUUCUUCCUCCAGGAUAGGUAUGAUGAUCCGAUACUGGACAAGUCUCAUCCGAUAACUACUGCUCUACAUAAUCUUCUCGACUCAGGCGUCUCCAAGGUGGUCCACAUCUGGAUGAAUGGAGCAUGGUUUGCUCCAGGGCUGGCGACUUCGAUGAAAGCCCGUUAUUGCUCCGGCCUCAAGUUCAUGCUCAUCAAUGAGGAGCACAAAAUCAUUGAACUUGGCGACCCCUUCGUGUACGAAAGGGCCCCAACCGGUCUGUGUUCUUGCACUCCUAUCAAGAUAUUCGGCAUGAUCGAGGAUAGCGGCGACGACUUGAAUACGGUGGUUGGACUCGAUCUCGACAUGGGAGAGCAUACCCUGGAGCUACAUAGGACCGACCACGAACCAUUCCUGGGGGUAGACGAAGAUAUAAACACCAAGGCUGAGGAAGACCUGACUGACGAAGACGACAUCGACAUGGAAGAUCUGAUAGCCUUCGACCCCGCAGAUGUCGAUGCGAUCGAAGAGAAUUGGAACCAGACCUUUAGUCUCCUCGACCAUGAGGAGAUGAUGACAAAGGAGAUCGAGUUUCUCGUAGUGAUGGCGCCUCAUAUGCUACUUCCAUCGUCAGAGGCGGCUGGCAUAGUCACAGCCCCUCAACCGGCGAUUGCUAUGACUAGACCUUGAAGGAGUCAAAAAACGCACAUCACCACACCAACGCAAUGCUACAUCGUAACACGAACCGGCAUACGAAUAGAAGCUAAGACCUGACCUGCAUUGCACGCAUAAUCUUCACUUUUCCUUGUAUCCGAGUACCGCAUACUUCAGCGCUGAUUUUACGUCUAUGGUGCCCCAUGCCGUC